AUGGCAACUUGCUGCCGACGAAUUUCGAUCUUUAUCUCGUUAUUGAUGUUUACAGCUGCUGUAGCUUUGGUAAUUGUCUCGUUGUUAACGGAAUACUGGUUUGAAAGUCGACCAGUUAACGAGAAAGGAGCAGCAAGCAAAUAUAACUAUGUUCAUUCAGGCUUAUUCAAAGGUUCUCGACAGUUGGACUGGGGUCUUGGACCUCGUUAUAAAACUUUUACCGUUUAUGCUGAAGUCCAUGAAGGUAUUAACUUUUUCGCGCGAGUCCCAUGGAUAUUUAUCCUCUUCUUCAUAGCACUUGGUUUAUUGUGGAAUGUUAUCGGUGUUAUCAUAUCAAUCGUGAACACUGCCGUUAAAGAAAAUGACACAAUUGCCGGACCAAUCGGAAUUUACUUCUGGAGCAUUCUCGCAUUAAUCUCUUAUGGAUCAGCACUAAUAAUAUUUCUCAUCGAGUACGCCACUUCAAUAAAGCUCAACUUUAAGCUUUUCAUUCUACUUGAUGGCGACUGCAAUGGUGUUACUAUUGAUACCCAGUGCUCUUAUGUUUUCAACAGCCGAGCCACGGCACAAUCGUAA
Messenger RNA from Enterobius vermicularis (human pinworm), 576 nucleotides. Lineage: Eukaryota; Metazoa; Nematoda; Chromadorea; Rhabditida; Oxyuridae. The record is from the annotation of a GenBank genome assembly.